CAAGGCCAGCCCUCUAUCUAGGCAGGCUCACAAACCCUCUACAUGGCUUUCAUUCCAUUCACAGACAGCAGCUAGGACACCAGCAAGGUAAAUAAUGGAGAAAGUGUAAAGAUGUCUGGAGGAAUCUUCUCCCCCUUGGAUAACCUUUUUGACCCGGACAGUGCCAACUGCCACCCCUUGGUGUGCCACUUGUGCCAUGAACAGUAUGAGCAUCCGUGCCUAUUGGAUUGUUAUCACACCUUCUGUGCCAGCUGCCUGCGUGGUAGAGCCGUGGAUAGCCGACUGACGUGCCCCCUCUGUGGACAGCAGUCUAUUGUGAAAGGAGUAAACGCUCUGCCUCCGGAGGAUCGUCUGCUGAAGUUCUUGGUGGACAAUUCUGUGGACUGUGAGGAAACUGUGCAGUGUGCCAACUGUGACUGGGAGUGCAAGAAACAGGAUGUGGAUGCAAUGUAUUAUUGCAACACUUGUAACCAGCCGUUGUGUGGAGACUGCAGGGAAGCCACCCACAAGGCCAAGAUGUUCUCGCGUCAUGAAAUUGUCUCCCUGGCCAAACGCACCAAAGAAGCACAUAAAAAGUGUGCCCUUCAUGAAGAACUAUACAUCAUGUUCUCCACAGAGAAGAAGUCCAUGCUUUGCAUCAACUGUUUCCGAGACAUGCCAGUGGAGAGCAGAGCACACUGCAUUGAUAUUGAGACAGCGUAUAUGCAGGGCUGUGAAAAACUGGACCAAGCCGUCAUAGCUGUGAAGGAGCUCCAGACAUCAGCCCGGGAAGCCAUUGUUCUGCUGAAGGCUAUGAUCGGAGAAGUCCGAGCCAAUGCGGAUGAGGAGGAGACAGCCAUCUGCACUCUUUUUAAUAGUAUGCAGGAAAAACUGGCUGACAGAAAGAGGGUUCUCCUUAAGGCAGCUCAAAGUCAGCAUGAAGAGAAGGAAAGAGCUUUUAAAGAGCAGCUGUCUCACCUUGCUGCACUACUGCCCACUCUCCAGGUUCAUCUAGUGACAUGCUCUGCCUUCCUUAGUUCUGCAAAUAAAUUUGAGUUUUUAGACAUGGGUUAUCAACUGAUGGAGAGGCUGAAGAAGAUUGUGAAGCUGCCUCACAGGCUGAGGCCAGCACAAAGCAGUAAGAUAAACACGGAGUACCGGUCUGAGUUCGCCCGCUGCCUGGAGCCUCUCUUGCUGCUGGGUCAACGUCGAUCAGUGUCCACAGCAGGCAGCGUGUCAGGACUGUGCCUGGCCAAUGGUGGUGGACUGCUGCCCUCAUCACUGUCAGUGGCCUGUCACUCUCCAGUCGCCAGUGACAUGUCCCUAGGUUCCACGGUGGUGCGUAAGCCCACUUCCCACCGCUACAUCAGCACCAAAGUCCUGCUGGCUGAGGGUGGAGAAAGCCCCUUCAUGGAGCACUGCCGCAGCUACGAGAACAGCUACAGGGGUUUGCAGACUGAGAUCCAGACUCUCAAGGAUCAGGUGCAGGAGAUUCACAGGGACUUGACCAAGCAUCAUUCCCUCAUAAAGACGGACACCAUGUGUGAGAUCCUGGACAGGUCUCUGCAGAUGGACAGAGAAAUCUCCUCUGAAUACUCCUCUGUUGAGGUGAUGAGGGCCAUCUUUGAGGAGAUUUGGGAAGAGACAUUUCAGAGGGUGGCAAAUGAGCAAGAAAUUUAUGAAGCACAACUUCAUGACUUACUUCAGUUAAAGCAAGAGAAUUCUUAUCUGACUACCAUUGCUCGGCAAAUAGGUCCUUAUAUCCGUUCAAUAGCAAAGGUUAAAGAACGCUUAGAGCCCAGGCUGAAGGAGCCUAAGGAGCUUAAAGAUGACCGUGCUGAGACAAUGCUGAAAAUUUAUGAGGACAGCACCAUGACGGCUGAUACCCAGCACAGCAAUGAACUGACUUGUGCCCGUGAAGACUAUUGCACUCUACACAGCCUAUCAGAUGACUCGGGUCACAAAAGCAAGGAUCUAUACAGGCUGAGUAAGCAGAAAUGCACAGCCGACAUGGGCCCCUGUUCCUCUGUGAAACCACAGCUCAGCUGA
Messenger RNA from Colossoma macropomum (tambaqui), 2028 nucleotides. It is a transcript of the gene rnf207b, whose product is annotated as ring finger protein 207b. NCBI's taxonomy places the organism in Eukaryota, Metazoa, Chordata, Actinopteri, Characiformes, Serrasalmidae. Gene Ontology annotation, cellular component: perinuclear region of cytoplasm. The transcript has 19 exons. Gene Ontology annotation, molecular function: transmembrane transporter binding; zinc ion binding; Hsp70 protein binding. Bases 112 to 2028 code for a protein of 638 amino acids. The record is from RefSeq and is a predicted model, not a curated record. Gene Ontology annotation, biological process: regulation of heart looping; regulation of cardiac muscle contraction.